This is a messenger RNA of Scleropages formosus (Asian bonytongue), 3015 nucleotides long. RefSeq names its product calpain-5-like. Lineage: Eukaryota; Metazoa; Chordata; Actinopteri; Osteoglossiformes; Osteoglossidae. Gene Ontology annotation, cellular component: cytoplasm. Bases 172 to 2100 code for a protein of 642 amino acids. The transcript is spliced from 13 exons. The record is from RefSeq and is a predicted model, not a curated record. Gene Ontology annotation, biological process: proteolysis. Gene Ontology annotation, molecular function: calcium-dependent cysteine-type endopeptidase activity.
CAAAAGGCACAACUAAAGGUGACGCCAAUCUGUCAGCCCAUCUCUGCCGUACCGUCAGCCCAGGUGUGACUUCCCCACAGUGACCAGACCACCCUCCAGACUCUCAGGCUCAACAGUUUUAUAUGCUAAGGAUUAUCUAUUUCUUCAGAGUGUGAGAGCCUCAUCUGAACAAUGUCUUCAGUCACCCCCUACAAAGGCCAGAAGUAUUCAGUUCUGAAGAAAUCAUGCUGGGAGGCCAAUAAGCUAUUUGAGGAUCCAGAAUUUCCCACUGUAGACAAAUCCCUGUUCUAUCAGCGCUCACCUCCUGGAAGGGUGGAGUGGAAGCGGCCGGGGGAAAUCUGCGAUGACCCUCACUUUUUUGUCGAGGGAAUCAGCUCUCAUGACAUCAACCAAGGUAUGCUGGGAAACUGCUGGUUUGUGGCAGCAUGUUCCUGUCUGGCACUCCAACCAGAUUUAUGGAAGAAGGUAAUCCCCAACUGGAAGGAGCAGGAGUGGGACCCUAAACACCCAGAGAGCUAUGCUGGCAUUUUUCACUUCUGCUUCUGGAUCUUUGGUGAAUGGAUCGACGUGGUAAUAGAUGACCGGCUGCCCACCAUCAGCGGGAAACUUGUCUACUGCCACUCGAAGGAAAAAAAUGAGUUCUGGAGUGCCUUGCUAGAGAAGGCCUACGCCAAGUUGUCUACAUGUUAUGAGUCCCUAGAUGGAGGGGAUGCAGUGUGUGCACUGGUGGACUUCAGCGGGGGUAUAGCAGAGCACAUAAACUUGGAAAAAGGGCACUAUGCCUCCGACCCAUCUGCGCAAGCAGGGCUCUUUAAGAAGCUGCUCAAGGUAUAUGAGAGGAAUGGCAUGAUCAGCUGCUCCAUCAAGGCAUCCCAAACUGAGAGGGAGGCACGUAUGGACUGCGGCUUGGUCAAAGGCCACGCCUACUCAGUGACAGCUGUCAGGAAGAUACGGUUGGGACAGUCCAUGCAGGCCCACUUUAAGGUGGAGAAGAUUCCUAUGAUCCGCAUGCGGAACCCAUGGGGGAAGAUUGAGUGGAAGGGGCCAUGGAGUGACGGCUCUGAGGAGUGGCAGAGAGUGGGGAGUACAGAGAGAGAAUCCAUAGGGCUCACGGUAGAGGAUGAUGGAGAGUUCUGGAUGGCUUUCGAUGACUGGUGUAAGUACUUCACGAGUGCGGACGUGUGCCACGUGAUCAACACCUCAUUGGCGGAAGCUGGAAAGACAUGGAACAAAGUUGUGCACUACGGCAGCUGGACCAAGCAUCCUGUGCCCAUACUGAACCGUUGUGGGGGCUGCAUGAAUGACAAGGAGACAUUCUUACAGAACCCACAGUACUUGUUUAACAUGACAAAAGAGGAGGAAGAGAUCCUUGUUUCCCUGCAGCAACAAGACAUGAAAAUUCACAGACCACCUGGCCAGGGGGAGAAUCUCACAAUUGGCUUUGUAAUUCUUAAGGUAGAGCUAAACAGGAAGUAUCGUAUGCAUGACAUACUGACACAGGAGGUUGUGGCCACAUCAACCUAUAUAAAUUCGCGUUCUGUGUUCAUGCAUAAAAUACUUCCUAAAGGGUGUUAUAUCAUCGUACCUUCCACGUUCACACCAGAGGUGUUGGGGGACUUCAUGAUCUCCGUCUACACCGACGUGGAUUCUGGCUUGAGGGUGCUGACUGAGGACAAGCCCAGAGUGAACUGCUGGAGUGCAUAUCUGGGGUACCCUAGGGUUGUCACGCAGAUCCAUAUCCAUGGAGCAGAAGGGCUUGAAAAUCAGGAUAGCAGUGGGGGAGCUGAUCCCUAUGUAGUCAUCCACUGUGAGGGAAAAUCGGUUCAGAGUGCAGUCCAGAAAGACACUUUAGAUCCAAUCUUCGACAUGAGAGCUAUCUUCUACAGGAAGAAACCCAGAAAACCAAUUAUUGUUGAGGUGUGGAACAGUAACGCCUUGCAAGAUGAGUUCAUGGGCCAGGUAGUUCUGACGGCUUCGGUGCAGGACUCCGCAGAACGGCGGAACAUACGGUUGCAGAACAGGGGUCAGGAUGCUGGGGAUGAGACGCCUGGGACCAUUACCUUGAGAGUGAUCACCUCUGCACAGCUGACCAGCAUGUGAAUGUAAACCAGCAGAAUGACAGCAGCCCUUAGCUCCUGAACCAGUUAACUGACAUUUUUAACUGUUGCCCUCACCAUCUCCCACACAUUUUCAUUGACUGUGAAUCUAAGUGGCAUAAACACCCAUCCAACUGGUUUGUGUGGCCCUUCACCCUUUCCAUCCAGCUUGCUGACAUAUUACCUGAAACUUCACCUUGAUACCUGUCUACCAAACUGCCAUCUCACCCCAGAUCCAGUUUUACAUCUUCCUAGACAAGCCUGUGAGCUGUAACUUUACCCUGAAAUCAGACGACAGGUUUACAGAGUGUAAGUCAGAAGCCACCAAUUAUAUAUAUGGUCAACAAUUUAUGUUGUAACGUGUGUUUAUCUGAAUACUACAUACCUCUUUCAAGCAGAAAUCCUCUUCCAUCAGUUGAAAUGAGGAAAAUUAUAAAUGUGUACCCAGACCAACAAGAAGACACACAUAUCCACUUAAAUAUCAUUAAAAAUAGAAUAGCAGUUCAAGUAAGAGCACUGACUUCCAAUAUCAGUUACAACCUGGAUCACAGGUAAGGCAGUAACGUGGGAAGACAUCUGUAGUUUCAGUCGCAGGAAUUGACAGAUUUUUUUUCAAUUUUAACUUUUUUGCGAAGCACUUAACUUUUUUUUGAUACAAUUGAAACCUGUAAUUAUGGGUGAAAACCACUAAAAUAAUGUUAAGAAAACUCUGGCAGAGAUGACAGACUCAGUAAUGGUCACUGUGAUGUGUCCAGAGGGAAAUAGGUGUGAAAAAUCCCGAGCAAAAUACUGUAAAGGAAAUGUUCCAGUUAGGGAGACUAUGUACUGUAAUGUUUCGGGUAAUAAGAAGGACAAGAAGCUACACCAGUAUACUUUGUCAUUGUUCAGUUGUACUUGCUUAUAGGGCAGAAGUUUCUUU